Messenger RNA from Mya arenaria, 1485 nucleotides. RefSeq lists its product as uncharacterized. The record is from RefSeq and is a predicted model, not a curated record. Bases 71 to 1267 code for a protein of 398 amino acids. NCBI's taxonomy places the organism in Eukaryota, Metazoa, Mollusca, Bivalvia, Myida, Myidae. The transcript is spliced from 4 exons.
CGUUUGGAACAGGCAGAUCUUUAUUAAAAAUUGCAGAACAACAUUUAAUACAUAAAACAAAACAAAUAAAAUGCAUUGUAAUCAAUUGUUUGUUAUGUGUCUUACUGUUAUUGUCAUUCAGACAGUAAGCAUGGAAGACCAACAACGGCAGGAAAGGGGAAUCGGUGCCAUAGCAGGCAUUGUUUUCCAGGUUGGAGGUAAGAUCAUAAGUGCGGCGGGUUUUGCCAACAAACUCUACAGUCUUAUAAACGGAGAUGAUAGCGGGCCAGAAUUUGACAAAGAUGCACUUGUUGAUGCAGUGGAUGAAAGGGUGCGGGUAGCCAUAGAAAACCUCUACUCAAAGCUCCAUCUUCGUGAUCAGCUCGCGGAGGUUGAUGAAGUGAAAUAUGACAUUUGGUCGGUCCUGACCGACCUUGAAUUUUACUUCAGGUCAAAUGAUAACGAGAAGGUCCAAUAUCUGGAUGAAUUCCUCCUACAAUCGCCGGAAAUGAUCAGCAACCUUCGUUCGUUACCCGAACGUCUUCAUCAAAGUCUGGCCGGAGCAACCAAUCCUAUCUUGGGAGCGAUAAGCACUGAGACACGAUGUAACAUGACUGCCCUUGAUACGUUCGAGCAAUUCUUUUGGGAACUCCUUAAAAAUGGAAUCUUAGCAGAAAUGACAUACAAAAAACUGAAAUACAACGUCUCGCUUGAGCUUGAGACAGAAUACUGGGACACGCAACUUGUCCGUGUUCACAGUAGCUUCCGUCAGCAAGAAGAAAGUUGCUUAAGCCAGUUCAAGACACUCGCACUGGAGGACUUGACUGAUUCACAUGAUAUGGAAACACUGUUCACCAGCAAUAGUGAACGUUACAGAUGGUUUCACAGCGAUGUCUUUUUCCUCCGAAGAGCCGAUGAAAGACUCUACACCGAAGGAUCAGACGAAAACCUCUUGCAUGUGCAAAAUCAAGGCACGAGAAAAUAUGUAUUCUUCGUUGACAAGAUGAGGAGCAAUGCUUCCAUUAAAUGCAUUACUGUGGUGUCAAAUGCCGAUCUUGAUGAUCCUUCCAUAACAAUAAGCCCAGACUCGCCUGCCAAUCCUCCCAUUGUCAUCAUUGACAUCCAGAACAACCAUCUUUAUACAGUACUCAUGUAUUCGUCGGACACGACUUGCAGAUCAUCUGAAGAAGUCAAAAGUCCCCCGAUUGCUGCGGCUCCAAAGCAUCUGUCCGGAAACCUGGCUUGGUGGGUUACAAUAACAAUUACUAUGUUUAAACUCAAUCUCUGAGUACAAUAAUAGUAAUUGGCUAGGACUUAAUAUGCACUCUAUACACAUUAUAUUGCUGUAAUUUCCAAUGUAUUGUGUCAUAAGGUGUAACUUUUAUAUUUAAUAAAAGUGUUGAAAUAUAUUUUAUCGCAUUUUAUUAAAAUACCCUCAUUCUCAAUUAUUACUCCGCCCCGUAAAUUAUCAGAUUUGGUAACUUGUACAUAUAGUGUAGUGUAGUU